Molecule: messenger RNA, 570 nt
Organism: Orbicella faveolata
Lineage: Eukaryota; Metazoa; Cnidaria; Anthozoa; Scleractinia; Merulinidae
Biological process (GO): microtubule-based movement
Molecular function (GO): microtubule binding; microtubule motor activity; ATP binding
Source: RefSeq, a predicted model, not a curated record
AUGGCGUAUAUUGAUGACAUCAAGCUCACAAACGUAAUCCAAGCUUUAGCCGAAGGAAAGAAGACUCAUGUUCCAUUCCGGAAUUCUACGCUCACAAGACUGCUUCAAGAGAGUUUGGGUGGAAACUGUAAAACAAGCUUAGUGGUGUGUGUUUCACCUACAAUGGGUGACGUGAGUGAGACGAAAAGCGCGUUGUUCUUUGGAUCACGCGCCAUGAAGAUCACUAACACGGCUUACGUCAAUGUGGAGGUUGAUUACAAGAGGCUCAGCGAGGACUUGUCCAAGAUUGUUGACAUGAGAGAAAAAGAUUUGGAGGAGUUAAAGCAGUCUUAUGAGAACAGGAUCGAGCGACUGAAACACGAAGCCGAGGCAACGGUGGCAAGUGCCAUGGCCGAGACAGACAAGGUGGUAGCAACAGUGAAGAGUCUUUAUGAGAACGAGCAAUCAAGUUUACAAAGCGAUAUCGAAGGUCUAAACUCCCGCUUGGAAGAAGAAACUACACGCACAGCAAAUCUUCNAAUGCGAUCUAAAUCACGCGAUUUCCUUCCAAGUUGCGAAGGCUUCCUAUAG